Mollisia scopiformis is the source of this 1158-nucleotide messenger RNA. RefSeq lists its product as uncharacterized. Gene Ontology annotation, molecular function: acyltransferase activity, transferring groups other than amino-acyl groups. The record is from RefSeq and is a predicted model, not a curated record. Lineage: Eukaryota; Fungi; Ascomycota; Leotiomycetes; Helotiales; Mollisiaceae. The transcript has a single exon. The coding region runs from base 94 to 1080 and encodes 328 amino acids.
AUUUCCAUUUUCCUUGGCCUGAUUGAUAUCUAGUGCAUAGCAUUUCGAACUUUCAACAGGUACAGAGUUGUGUCACGAACGGCUACCUGCACCAUGGAUGUACCUAUCUCAACCGCUGGUCUCGACCUGUCCCUGAAUAAGGAAGAGGGACCGAUCAAGUACUUCAGCUGGCCACAGCAUGAUGCAUUGCAAAGCUUUCUUCCUACUCUGCACCCGUACCUUCCAUACAGCAACCCUCUUUACAACCGCAUGAAAGCACCGCAUAAUCUCCCCUCAAGACAUUGUCUUUUCGCUGCAACAUUCUCGCCCGGGACAACAACCAUACCAAAGAUCUUCACGAUUUUGUUUGCAGAUCGCUCUCGACAUGAAGAAUCCCAGAUAUGGACGUUCAAUUCGUUGAACAGCACCACCAAGCCAUUGACGGCAUCCCAACAAGAAUCCCUGACAAUGCAUAUGAAUGCCGCUGUCCGUUUUCUCAAAGAAUCGUCAAUACCAGAAGCUCCGGGGUGGCCAUUCUCACCGAUUCUGAAGUUUGCUUGCCUGCAUGAGCAUCUGACUUCAACACUUGUGGCAAUCGGGAAUCCGAGUAACGCAGUGCCACGCCAAAGUCACUGGAAUUGCUGGCUGGUAAACACAUCCACCAUCUCCCCCGCAUCUGAGAAGGCGUUAUCAGAAGGAUACACAAUCACACGGGUUCCAGAUGACCAACUGGACAUUGUCAUAUCCACAUCUUCCAUUCCUCGGCAACCUUCCACGUAUAAGCUCCUUCCAAGCGUCGGAGUUCUAGAUCCCAACGAUAAGUUGAUUGCUUGGGGCUAUGUUGGAAUUGAUGGGUCGUUUGCAACCUUGUAUGUUCUCCCCGACUUCAGGGGCAGAGGAAUUUCUAGCAUCAUAGGCAGGGAAUUGCUGAGUCGACUGAACAAUGGAGACUUCUCCGACAUGGGGUAUGAUGGGAAGAGUGGAUGGGUGCAUUCUGAUGUCUAUGACGGAAACGCAGGGAGCGAGGCUGUGAUGCGCGGCUUGGGAGGAUUCAUUGCCUGGAAAAGCAGUUAUGUCUGGAUUGAUAGUGCCAGACUUUGACAUCAAUUCUAGGUUUCCUACAAGCCUUGGUACAACUGCCCCGCAGGCCUUCCUCCGCCUCUCUUUUACCACAACCUC